AAAUAUCUAAUUACUUAAUUAGUAUAACACAUGAUCAGUCUUAAUUAAUUUUCUAAACUCUCCGUCUCUCUCAGUGAGGACACCUGGAGCCUUGACGACAAACGCCUAAGAAAUAGAGACCUUUUAGUUGUCGGAAAAUCAAAGAGUCGUUUAAGUUUUCUCGAGAAACAAACAGAAAACCCUAGCUUUGAAAUUCUCGGGGCCAUCGUCAAUGGCGGUCUCAGAGGAAGAGUGUUCGUCUGCAAAGUCCCGAUCAUCGUCAUCAGCCUCCUCCAGCAGCUCUCACUACCUCGCCAAGUGCGUCCUCCGAGGGAGCGUUGUUCUUCAGGUUCUCUAUGGUCACAUCCGCUUUCCCACUUCCUACGACGUCGUCUUCGGGAAGGAGACUUCCAUAGAGUUGGUCAUAAUUGGUGAAGAUGGGAUUGUACAGUCUAUAUGUGAGCAGCCUGUGUUUGGUACCAUUAAAGACAUUGCCAUCCUACCCUCGAAUGACAAAUUCCGCACCCAAAACCCACAGAUGCUGGGUAAAGACCUUUUGGUUGUUAUUUCUGAUUCUGGGAACCUCUCAUUUCUCUCUUUUUGCAAUGAAAUGCACAGGUUUUUUCCUGUGACACAAGUUCAACUUUCUAAUCCUGGAAAUUCAAGGAAUCAGCUUGGAAGAAUGCUAGCCAUUGAUUCAAGUGGCUGUUUCAUUGCUGCUAGUGCUUAUGAAAACCAGUUGGCUAUGUUCUCUGUUUCAGUGUCUGGAGGCAGUGACAUUAUUGAUAAGAAAAUAGUCUUCCCCCCCGAAAAAGAAGCAGAUGCUAGUGCUGCCAGAGUUCAAAAAGACAGUAUAUGUGGUACUAUAUGGAGCAUGAGCUUUAUUUCAAAGGAUCCUAGUCAAUCAAGUAAGGGGCAUAAUCCUGUACUUGCCGUUCUUCUAAAUAGGAGGGGGGCAGUCCUUAAUGAAUUGCUGUUACUGGGAUGGAAUAUUAGUGAACAGGAAAUUUAUGUGAUUUCUACGUAUACUGAAGAUGGACCGUUAGCACAUAGUAUUGUUGAAGUUCCUCAUUCUUAUGGAUUUGCUUUUAUGUUUAGGGAGGGUGAUGCUCUCCUAAUGGAUCUUAGAGAUGCACAGAUCCCCUAUUGUGUCCACAAAACAAGCCCAAAUUUCUUAUCCAAUGUGGUUGAUGAGGCAAAUUUUGUUCAAGAGUCAUCUAGAGGAUGUGAUCUAUCUAGAGUACUUCAGGUUGAUGAUGAAGGAGGUUUAUUUAAUGUAGCUGCAUGUGCUUUACUAGAACUAAGCGAUUUAGAUCCAAUGUGUAUAGAUGGUGACAAAUACAAUGUGAAUGUGACUUACAAACAUGUGUGUUCAUGGAGUUGGGAACCGGGAAAUGCUAAAAAUCCCAGAAUGAUCAUUUGUGCAGAUACAGGAGAAUAUUUCAUGAUUGAAAUUAUCUUUGGUCCUGAUGGACUUAAGGUUCAAGAAUCUGAGUGUCUUUACAAAGGUUUACCCUGCAAGGCAGUUUUGUGGGUUGAAGGCGGGUUUCUGGCUGCAAUAGUAGAGAUGGGAGACGGGAUGGUAUUGAAAAUGGAAAAUGGGGCACUUCUUUAUGCAAGUCCUAUUCAAAAUAUUGCCCCAGUAUUGGAUAUGUCAGUUGUGGAUUACCAUGAUGAAAAACAUGAUCAAAUGUUUGCCUGUUGUGGAGUGGCACCGGAGGGGUCACUAAGGAUUAUUAGGAAUGGUAUAAGUGUGGAAAAGCUACUGAGGACUGCACCUAUAUAUCAAGGGAUUACUGGUACUUGGACAUUACGAAUGAAAGUAAUUGAUUCUUACCAUUCUUUUCUUGUGCUAUCAUUUGUUGAGGAGACCAGAGUAUUAUCAGUUGGUUUAAGCUUUACUGAUGUGACGGAUUCAGUUGGUUUUCAGCCUGACGUUUCUACUUUGGCCUCCGGUGUUGUAAAUGAUGGAUUGCUGAUUCAGAUUCACAAAAGUGCAGUUAGGCUCUGUUUACCCACCAAGGCUGCCCACUCUGAAGGUAUUCCACUGCCUUCUCCGGUUUGCACAUCUUGGUUCCCAGAAAAUAUGAGUAUCAGUUUGGGGGCUGUUGGACAUAAUCUAAUUGUUGUUUCUUCGUCUAAUCCAUGCUUUUUAUUCAUUCUUGGGGUUAGAUUGCUUUCGGCGCAUCAUUAUGAAAUAUAUGAAAUGCAACAUUUGAGAUUGCAAAAUGAAUUAUCGUGUGUUUCCAUUCCUCAGAAAUGUUUUGAGGGAACCAGUCUGGUGGAUAAUAGCUGUGCUGCCACCCUUCCAUUUGGAGUUGACAUCAGUAAUAUCUUUGUUAUUGGCACGCACAAGCCUUCAGUGGAAGUUUUGUCUCUUGUGCCUAAUGAAGGACUGAGAGUUCUUGCUUCUGGGACGAUCUCGUUAACAAAUACUUUGGGAACUGCUAUUAGUGGCUGCAUUCCUCAAGAUGUAAGGCUUGUAUUAGUGGACCGAUUGUAUGUCCUUUCGGGAUUGAGGAAUGGAAUGCUGCUUCGUUUUGAAUGGCCUGCUUCACCAACAAUGCCUAAAAUAUAUGAUGUUAAGUUCUCUGAGAAGACAAAAGACAAAUUUCCUAUUGAACUUCAGUUGAUUGCUACACGUCGGAUUGGCAUCACCCCUGUUUUCUUGGUUCCUUUGAGUGACUCGCUAGAUGGUGAUAUAGUUGUUCUCAGUGAUAGGCCUUGGUUGUUGCAUACUGCAAGGCACAGCCUCUCAUAUACUUCUAUCUCAUUUCAAUCUUCGACGCAUGUCACUCCUGUAUGUUAUGUGGAAUGCCCUAAGGGAAUUUUAUUUGUUGCAGAAAACUGUCUACAUUUGGUAGAGAUGGUGCAUAGUAAGAGGCUUAAUGUGCAGAAGUUUCAUCUUGGAGGCACUCCGAGGGAGGUCCUUUAUCAUAGUGAAAGCAGGCUAUUGCUUGUGAUGAGGACUGAUUUGAGUAAUGAUACAUCUUCAUCCGAUAUAUGCUGUGUAGAUCCUCUUAGUGGGUCAGUGCUGUCAUCUUUCAAACUUGAACCCGGUGAAACAGGGAAAUCCAUGGAGUUAGUGAGGGUUGGAAAUGAACAGGUUCUUGUGGUUGGGACGAGUUUAUCUUCUGGUCCAGCCAUAAUGCCUAGUGGUGAGGCUGAGAGUACCAAGGGACGUCUUAUUGUUCUCUGUCUUGAACAUGUGCAAAAUUCAGACAGUGGCUCAAUGACAUUAUGCUCAAAGGCAGGGUCAUCUUCUCAACGUGCAUCUCCAUUUCAUGAAAUUGUUGGGUAUGCCACAGAACAGCUUUCAAGCAGUAGUCUUUGCAGUAGCCCAGAUGAUACGAGCUGUGAUGGAAUUAAACUUGAAGAAACUGAAGCAUGGCAGUUUCGAUUGGCUUAUGUAACCAAAUGGCCUGGGAUGGUGCUUGCAAUCUGUCCUUAUCUUGAUCGUUACUUCUUGGCGUCUUCUGGUAAUGCUUUUUAUGUAUGCGGGUUUCCAAAUGACAAUUCCCAAAGAGUGAGAAAGUUUGCUUGGGCAAGGACACGUUUUAUGAUUACGUCUUUGACUGCACAUUUCACUACAAUUGCUGUUGGUGAUUGUCGUGAUGGUGUUCUUUUCUAUGCUUAUCAUGAGGAUUCCAAAAAGCUGCAGCAACUGUACUUUGAUCCAUGUCAGAGAUUAGUUGCUGAUUGCAUUCUUAUGGAUGUCAAUACUGCUGUUGUUUCAGAUCGUAAGGGAAGCAUUGCUGUUCUUUCUUGUGCAGAUUAUUUAGAAGAUACCGCAAGUCCAGAAUGUAAUUUAACAGUGAGCUGUGCUUAUUAUAUGGGCGAGAUAGCUAUGAGCAUCAGGAAGGGAUCAUUUUCAUAUAAACUCCCAGCUGAUGAUGUAUUGAAGGGUAGUGAUGGAAAUAUCGACUUCUCUCAAAACGCCAUCAUUGUGAGUACACUGCUUGGAAGCAUAAUAACCUUCGUGCCAAUAUCAAGGGAAGAAUAUGAACUCUUAGAAGCUGUCCAAGAUAGACUAGUGGUGCAUCCAUUAACUGCUCCUAUUCUUGGGAAUGAUCAUAAUGAGUAUCGUAGUCGUGAAAAUCCGGUAGGAGUACCUAAGAUACUUGAUGGUGACAUGCUCUCUCAAUUCUUGGAGCUGACUGGUAUGCAACAAGAGGCAGUAUUAUCAUCACCUCUUGGGGCACAAGGCACUGUAAAGCCCGGUUUGAAAUCGCGAUAUGCGCUAAUCCCUGUUAAUCAGGUUGUGCAACUCCUUGAGCGGGUUCACUAUGCCCUAAACUAAAUAUUUAUUUUCUUUCGAUCAUGAUCUGGAGAUGGGCUUUCAAGUCUCCACGGAGGAAGCAUCUGAUGCCAAUUAUCUUUAGUUGUACCUCCUUUUUGCCUGGACAAGUGAAUGGCAACUGUGCACAUUUGAGUGUGCACGACCUUGUUGCGAAUCUCUACUCUCAACUGUUAAUACCAUGGAGCUAACCAUCAUACUGAUGAAGCGUAUCUUAGAGUCACAUUCUUUCAUCAAAUUCAAUGAGGGGGCAAAAAGUGCGCAACAUGGAUGAAUUUGCCUGUCAUUUUAUGUAACAUAUCGCAUUGUUCCUUGUAUUGUAGAAUUGGUUAUACGUAUAAUACGCCGAGAAACAGAUGAGAGAGUUAAUUCUGUAUAUUAGAUAAAUGUGCCUGUUCUUCUGUGGCUGCAGAAGCAUAAAGCAAUUAAUGUAACAUUUUGCUUACGGCUGGAGUCAUUUUUCUCAAUGAAGUGCCUUUUACAUCUGUA
Prunus mume (Japanese apricot) is the source of this 4765-nucleotide messenger RNA. RefSeq names its product Cleavage and polyadenylation specificity factor (CPSF) A subunit protein. Gene Ontology annotation, molecular function: protein binding; nucleic acid binding. Lineage: Eukaryota; Viridiplantae; Streptophyta; Magnoliopsida; Rosales; Rosaceae. The record is from RefSeq and is a predicted model, not a curated record. Gene Ontology annotation, cellular component: nucleus.